AAACCUGGCACCACGGCUCAGCAGGGUGGGCUUCCGGCCGGUUGGGGCUUGUCUUGUGGGCCGUAGCAGCGUGACUGGGGUCGAUCGUGAGCCUCUCCAGGCCAGCACAAGCACAGCACAGCGCAUGUGAACAUGAAGCUAGGCGCAGACCAUUGCCGCAAAGUCGGCCCCGGCGUCUUUUUCGUGUGUGCCGGCAAUGCGAUGCGCCUGCGCGUGGUGGAGCCCGCCUGUCUCGCCCGCUGCAGUCGCCGACUCGCCCGCUGCUUCAGUGCAACUCCAGCAGCCAAUGGCACUGAAAGCCGCCCGGCCCGCUGCCCGACCGGCGUUUGCAUCGGCCGCUCAGACGGACGGCGAUAAGGCCCAGGCGGUCGUGGAUCUCAAUCUCUCAUCUCAUACCAUGCCGGUCCCUUGUCUGAUCUGGCGUUGUUGGCCAUGGUGCGGCCGAUGGCUCGCAAAAAUAGCCCUGUGCGUCUCGCAGAGUCGCGCAAUAACGGCUCCAGCUCUCUUCUCACACUCUCCUUCACUCGUACACACCCGUGCUCGUGUCGUUUUGGGGCUGAUCUUGUCUGCUUCUUGGAUGGCCGCUCGGCACCGUGAAGCCAGCCAGCCUACCGAAGUCGCCUACCUCAUUACCUUCUACAGUAAUAUCGUCGUCGAUGGGCCCCCCUGGCUAAUAAUAACUACCUGACUCUCUGAGCCUGUUCUGUUUCUGGCUCUGAGAUUUAACCGUCAACUCAAACAUCCAACGCCCGCCGGUUGCCAGUUCCGCUUUGCUUCACCGGCCCUCGAGACACUCACUGAGACUGAGACUUCUAAUUUCAAUCUCAACUCCUACCGGAACGACACCGCUCAAACUUCUUCAACAGCUGCAGCCAUCCGGAGCGUCUCAAACAGCACAAACCAUUGAGCUGUUACCCAACAUCGUGUCUCGCACUCCCGAUAUAGGUGUUGCAACGGGAAAAAUUCGUGUACGAUACACAUACACACGGUAUCCCGAUUAGCUAGCCAGCCAACAAAAUUACAUGUACGUUGGCCCUCCUUUCCUUGUCGACCCAUCUAUCUCAGCCUGGCACCCAACGCCUU
Messenger RNA from Trichoderma harzianum CBS 226.95, 1083 nucleotides. RefSeq lists its product as hypothetical. Lineage: Eukaryota; Fungi; Ascomycota; Sordariomycetes; Hypocreales; Hypocreaceae. Bases 197 to 688 code for a protein of 163 amino acids. The record is from RefSeq and is a predicted model, not a curated record. The transcript has a single exon.